This is a messenger RNA of Strongylocentrotus purpuratus (purple sea urchin), 7056 nucleotides long. RefSeq names its product serine/threonine-protein kinase TAO1. The transcript has 19 exons. Gene Ontology annotation, molecular function: ATP binding; protein kinase activity. The coding region runs from base 925 to 3642 and encodes 905 amino acids. The record is from RefSeq and is a predicted model, not a curated record. Lineage: Eukaryota; Metazoa; Echinodermata; Echinoidea; Camarodonta; Strongylocentrotidae. Gene Ontology annotation, biological process: protein phosphorylation.
UGCGCACAAUCACGCCAUCUUGCAUGUAAUGUAUGUGUAUUAUGUAGGGAGGAGUUUAGAAUCGUACGGCCAUAUGAUAUUUAGGACAUGAUUUUCGACGUUUCCUUACAUCCUAGGAAAAAUCAAUCUUUUCCACAGUGUAGAUAUAGUCUAGAAGUCAUCGGUGAGAGCUAGGAAGGGGGAAAGCUGACAUCCAAAACAGACCAUCAUCGACUUCUAAACCUGGCCACGCCCUGAGGCUGGAGAGAGACAGAGACAGAGAGAGAGAUACCGUUUGGUCAGGCAGAGUGGAAAUACCAAGCGUUCUAUGCCAAGCUGCUGAUGUGUUUGUGUGACCACUCGGACAACCUCACGUCCAGAAUUCCUGGGGUUGCAGCAAAGUGUCUGCUAGGCUCGUUGUGCUAAUCGGCUUUGGAUUGAGCAACAGUCGUUCAUCAAUCACGUGGGCGGCACAACGCCAAGGCCGUUCUAUUAUUGAGUGGCCUUUUUUCAUUAAGCGUAUCAUUUCAAAUUCAUGUUUACGAAUGUGAUUCUUAUAGAUUCUUUAGAUACCCAAAUGCACUUAUUCACUGAAAUGAUUGAAAAUGGCAGGAGAAAGCUCAAUAGAGACCUCUCAAAUAUAGCCAGUUUUCUCCAGUAAAACAAAAACAAAUUUUUAUCCUACUCGCGGUCCCUUGAUAGGAACGAGGAAGUCACAUUCUUCCAGGAAAACACUUGAGCACAUUUUACAAACUCCUUGUUGCACAUCUUGAGCACAGUUUACAAACACCGUGCAGUUCUGUCUGAUGACACUCCUCUGGCACACCCUGGACCUGUUUCUUGUAGGGGUGCACACCGCGUCCCUAUCCUUCGUUCGAUGAGUUCGUUCGUCUCGCUUCAUCAUCUUCCGCCCGAACAGCGCCCCCAGAAGCGACCGCAGCAACCAUGCCUUUGCCAACGCGUGUUGCGCAGAUCAAGGACCUGGAGGUCCAAAGACUCUUUUCCGAUGAAGACCCCGAGAAGCUCUUUACGGGCAUGACAGAGAUCGGGCAUGGCAGCUUUGGUGCCGUCUACCAUGCAACGAACACGAUAACAGGAGAAGUAGUGGCAAUCAAGAAAAUGUUAUAUAAUGGAAAAUCAUCAACAGAGAAAUGGCAAGAUAUCAUCAAGGAAGUGCGGUUCAUUCACAGAGUACGCAACGCAAACUGUAUAGAAUUCAAGGGAUGCUAUCUCAGAGAACACACAGCUUGGCUUGCCAUGGAGUAUUGUCUUGGAUCCGCGUCAGAUGUUUUAGAUGUACAUAAGAAACCUUUACAAGAGGACGAAAUAGCGGCAGUGUGUGAGGGCGCUCUACAGGGUCUAGAAUACCUUCACAACUACGAGACGAUACACAGAGACAUCAAAGCUGCCAACAUUCUACUCACAGAGCAUGGGACUGUUAAAUUAGGUGACUUUGGUUCAGCUUCAUUAGUAAAUCCAGCCAACUCAUUCGUAGGAACUCCAUUUUGGAUGGCUCCUGAAGUAAUACUUGCCAUGGAUGAGGGGCAGUAUGAUGGCAAGGUGGAUGUUUGGUCACUAGGAAUCACAUGUAUCGAAUUAGCUGAAAGAAAACCACCGUUAUUUAACAUGAAUGCCAUGAGUGCCCUGUAUCACAUCGCCCAGAACGACCCUCCAUCGUUAUCAACGUCUGGCUGGAACCAGUGCUUCCAUGACUUCAUCAAGGCUUGCCUGGCCAAGGAGCCCGACAGCCGCCCCAGUGCAAGACACUUAUUACAGCUUGAAUUUGUAACGAGGGACAGGCCGAACAACACACUGAUUGACCUGAUAGAGAAGACCAGGAAGGUGGUACGAGGGAUGGAUAACAAGAACGUUGGUAGGAUAGCCCAGCUCUUCAAAGGUAACUCCAACAGACCAAACGAUGACCAGGAGGCUAGCACAGAUGAUCAGCCGUCCGGGGAUUCGUUUGACCCCAGCGAGCCCACCGACAGCAUGAGCAGCAUCAACGACCGCAGCGAGAACAGCAGUGAGUCGGGAAGCGUCAACAGUAUUCAACCUCCCAGCGACGGCAGUGCUGAAAACUCACAGAUGCGCAAUGAGAGGUUGCCGAGUGACAGCUUUAACUUCAGUGCGAGCUUGACGUCUGAGACGACACCGGAGAACCCGUUCACGAGGGACGACAGCUAUCGUGAGAACUUCAAGACCAUCAGGCCCACAUCGGUCGUCACCAGACAGAUGAAGGAACAUGAGAACGAACAGAGGCAACAAUUUUCAGGUUACAAGAGGAUGAGGAGGCAGCAUCAGAAACAGAUCCAGCAGCUGGAGACGAAGCUCAAACAAGAGAUGGAUGAACUGAGAGAUAAACUAGAUAAAGAAUUCAACCAGUGUGUGCAAGCUAAUGUCAAAGAACUUGAUAAACUCUUAGGAAGGCAUACAACAGAUCUGGAGAAAAAGGAGAAAGCAGCUGCCACUGAGGAGAAGAAACUCCUGAAGACAAUCACAUCCCAGAACGAAUCUGAACUGAAAGCCUUCCAGCUCAAACAGAAGAAAGACUACAAACAUAACAAGGAACAAAUGAGAAAAGAAUUGGACAGUACUCCGAAGAAGGAGCACGAGGCCCGCAUGCGGCUCCACAAGGAAUCGCUCCACCAGGAGCAGCAGAGGGCAGAGAAUGACCUGCAGGAAAGGCAGAACCAGAAGCUGGACAAGGAGAUGAGGAAACUCAAGGGCAAACUCCUGCUCAGCAAGCAGACAAUCGAACAAGACCAGCUCAGAGAGGAGCUUCACAGGCGGCAGGUUAUGAAGGAGAUGGAGCAUGUGAUGGCGCUGCGACACCACGAACAGAUGCAGUCCAUCGAGUACCGUCACACCAAGCAGAUCCAGUCGCUACGCUCGGAGCAAAUGGAGAGGCAGUUCAGCACAGAGCUGACCAACCAGGCUGAGUAUAAUAAGACGGCUCAGCAGGACCUACGCAAGAAACAUUCGCUGGAAGCAAAACAACAACCCAAGGAACUCAAGGCCAAAGAGAAGAAGAUCGAACGUCAGUACCGCGCGGUAUGCAAGACCCAGAUGCUUCAGUUCAAGGCCCUACAGCAGCAGGUCUUACAGACGAUGCCUCGGGAGAAACAUAAGCAGUUCAUCAAGAAGAUGAAAGAGGAACAGACGAGAAAGAUGGCUAUCCUUGGGGAGCAGUACCGACUGAGCAUACAGGAAAUUAAUAUAUCCGUAUCUGUGAAGCUGGAUAAGUCCCAGGAGCAAGAGUGCAAUGUGCUACAGGACCGUCUCCGCCAGGAGAUGGACCUGCUCCAUGCCUACCAGAGCAAGACUCGGCUCCAGCAGGAGGCCCAGCAUCAUAAGGAGAUCAAGGAGUUGGAGGAGCGCGUCUCCAUCAGAAGGGCACGACUAGAGCUCAAGAUUGAAGAAGACUCGGCCAAACUAGAGGGUGAGAAGACGGAUCGGAAACGGAAGCUGUUUGACAGACACAAGAGAGAAACGGCCGAGUUCAACCGCGAGAUGAGCAGCCAUGGUCUAGAGCAGCUCUCUAUCAAUGACAUCAAGCAACAGGUCUUUGGAGGGUCACGACCUCUAUCCAUGAUAGAGACCAGCAACAACUCGUCACCGCGCAACGUCCGACGUGAGAACUCCUUCUCCUCUAGCUUCACAUGAUGAGGAGGGAUGCCCCUCUUUUUUUAUUUCUUAUCCAUUAUUAUUUUUGCCAAUUUUUUUGUUGAGUUUGACUGCAUAUUUUUAUUACUCUUGCAUCGCUUCAUCGAAUAGUCACCUCCCCCCGCCCCAUGCUCGUAUCGAGGUGAUGCGUUCGGCUGGCUCUGUACAGACGUACAACCCUUGUAGCUUGGGAAGAAUGUGUGUGGUCCUUGGUGCCCUGUUCUCUCCUUUCCUUAUGUACUAAAUUUAAUAUUCAUUCAGUGAAAGGUUUGAAAAGGACUUGAAAUAGCGCAUACUUAACAAGGUAUUGGUGAGUGGAAUAGCUGCAUGUUUUUGAUAAGCAGUAAUUGUAACUAGUUAAUAGUCUCAUUAGUAAUACCGUCAUCAUCAGUGUACCCCAGUUAGAAAUAAUCAAGUGAGAAUUCAGUAUAGCUGCAUGGUGUGAUUUAGAUCAAAUAAAGUCUGUUUGGAUCAAGUUAACAAACUAUGAAGUAUCCACUCGUUUACUCUACUUUGUUCCUGGAUUUCCUUUAUCAUUGACCUGAAAAGCACUGCAAUUUAACCCUUUAGGUAGCAAUGGAUAUCAAGGGAACUCAAUCAAAAUGGUUGAGAAUUCAGUUCCGUUUUCAGGGGUUUACAAGACACAGAUAUGAAAACAUGACUGCAUUUUCAAUGGAAUUUUAAAGGUGUAAUUUUUAAAAACAAAAACGCAACAAUAAUCCUGAAUAGUUGAUGCACAUUUUAUUGGAAUCUUGAAUGGUUUAUGUAGCCGUAGAGGACAUUUGGAAAGAUAUGGCUGAUAUCACUAACAUGUUUUCAUAUUUUGGACUGAUAUCCAUAUAUUGGAUAACUUCUCAGGCCUACUGAAUACUAGAUGACUGAAUUGUGUUUUGUGCAUGCAGGUAUGUAGUCCUAUGGCAGAAGAUAUCAUGUUAAACAUGACGGUUCAAAUUAAAUACCAGAUGCUAGGGGGUCCAAGGUUUAUAUGGCACCAAGUUUUUUGCAAAUCCUGUGUUCAAUCUUAACCCAAAUAAUUAAAGCUCUUUUGUAAUUGUAAAAGAGUGUUUCCAUUUGUGUUGAGAAUGGUAGAAUGCUAGUACAUUCAAACCUGUCUAUAGCGACCGCCAAAGGAAACACAGAAAGUGGUCCUUGUAUACAGGAGGUCUUUGUAGACAGGUUCCUUUAGUUCAUGGUUCAAUGAGCAACUAUUUUCAAGGGAAACAAAAAAUGUGGUCUUGGUACACAGGUGGUCACUAAAUCAGGUUUGACUGUAUAUGUAUUACACUCCUGGAAGCUAUUGCAAGAAACAUCUUGAUAUGUGUAAGCAUGGACCUUCUACUUGGUCUACGUUCAUGAGCAUCUCUCUUUCAAAACCUGUGAGGAAGGGAACAAGCUUUCCAAUGGGAUGCCAGUGAAUGUAGAAUUCUGGUGGUGUUUUUUUUUUAUAACAGCCCAGAGAAAAAAAAAUGUUUAGUAGAAGUUAACAUAACACAUACCACAUUAUGUGAUGCAGAUAAUAUGUGCGCCCUUUCUGCUUGUUAAAUGUUAGGUACCCAAGAGUCUUUAUUUUGAGCUACCACUUAAACUUGAAUCAUGUGAGCAAAUUUGAUGGUUUAAACUAAAAAACAUUCAUGUGCAAAAAGUUAACAUUUUACAAAUGUGGAUUAUUUCUCUGUAAAAUGCAGAAUAACGGUGGUAGCAGGUAGCAGUAGUUUCGUCUUGUGAGAUCCCCAUGCCUGAAGCAUUGCAAAUUAACCCAUAUAGAACAUUAUAGAAAUAUUCUGUAACUGUAGCUCCUGAAAAUGGUUUUAUGAGGUUGUAUUACCCUCUAAAGUAGAACCAUUUCAAUAAUAGUAUUAGCUGUUGAUAAUUCAUGUUCUAAUUGUCACUGGUAUUUUGUAUGUUUACAAUUCACCAGAGUUUGGAUGUUGAAUUCAGAAAGUUAUAAACAAACCCUCAUGUUUUACAGUUUCAAUCAGAAACUAGAAGAAUAUAUGAAACUUCCUGGAAAUUCUAGUGACUUGUCUGUCAUUAUGUUAAUUUUGUGUGAACAAACUACAUUCAUGUUCUCAAUUACAAUGCUAUAUUAAGACCCCUUAUGUAUUGUUUGGAUAGUGAAAACAUUUGUUAAAGAUAUAGAUUUACCCUUCCUGUUCCAUAGUAUUAAUAUGAACAACAAACUUAUGGAUAGUUGGUGUACUGUGCAGACAUUGUGCUUCAAUUGCCCAGUUGUGAACAUGUACAAAGAUACCCCCUCUACCCAAACAUGAGAAACCAGUAUUUAUUAAACUAUGAGAUUGUAUUUUGAUCAUCAUAAACUUUUUUUAUAAUUAUUAUUAUUAUUAGGUAUUUGGCAUCGCUUGUGCAUGGUAGGCGAAAAGCGAACUGAAUCACUGUAACACUCUGGUCUCUCCUCCCGGUAUAACUGAUUGGGGGUGUGCAGGUGAACCACUACACCGGGGUUUCCCCCUACUGUUAUAUGAAUAGUGCAGUGGGUUCUUAACGUGCAAAUGUGGUGACUCGCCUCUACACAGGCCUCCAUUUAACGUCCUCUCCGAGGGAUGGAGUGUUUUUCACUUAACAUAGCCUGCGUCUAUGAAACAAGGGAGGGGCACGUUAACGCACAACGCAGGCUUCAGUCAUCCGCCUUGGUUGGAUUUCACUUGCUGUGGAGAUGAUAGUAGUAGGUGAUCAUUAUGCAAAUGAAAGUAAACCUGGAUUUUUAAACCGAAACUAUACUCUUUGAAAGUCUUGUUCUGUCAUCCACAUACAAAUACCUAGCAAAGCUGCUCUAAGCCAACGCAUCCUAAAAUAUUCAUGUCUCCUUGACUUUAAUUUGUCAGACUUAAAAAAAACACUAAAAAACAGGCAUUGUGAUUAGUUUGUUUUUUUCUGUAGUAGAUUAGUUGUUUUAAUUUUUGUUUGCAUCUAUUUUGGUGCUGCCUUUUCUUUCCUCUUGAUCAAGCCUGGUUCUCUGCUUGUAAAGAAGCGCUUCCAUGAUAAUCAUACUCCUUUGUACAGCACAUAUCAUCUCUUCACAUGUUGCUUGUCUACAUGACGAAACUCUUGCGUAUCAUUGCUACCGUACAACAGAAUAACCAUAAUAACAAUAGUGUGUUCUAGUAUAGCGCUCAUGUUUGUCAGACUCGACACACUUGGCGCUCCACAAUUAUUACCCCUGCUUUAGCAUGACUGCUAUUUUGCGCUCUAGCAUUUCAAGGGAUUAAAUUCCUGCGGGUCCCAUUUACCUCACCUGGGUCGAGUGUGGUAAAUGUAGACUAAUGUCUUGCCAAAGGAAAUUAGUGCUUGAAUAAGUGACUCUAGUCGUGAACCAUGUGAUCCAGUCCAGUAGCGUAUCCAUGAGCUUGCUACAUGCAGGGCAAGCAUUCUAUUACACCAUGCCCCCCCCCCCCC